AUGGCGGUGGUGGAGACCAAGGUCAUCUACCAUCCGGACGACCAGAAGACGCCGUACCUGGUGAACCUGCCCAUCCCGGCCGAGCUGGUGAUGCUGGGCGACUUCAAGGCGCUCCUCAACUGGUCCAACUACAAGUUCUACUUCAAGUCUAUGGACGAUGAUUUCGGGGAAGAAUCUGAUGAUCUUUGGCAGAUUCCACCGCACAAAAGACGGUGUGGUCUUUCUGUUAUCCUGCCAUGUGGCUAUGCAACAGUAGAGACCAUGCUUGAAUUUGUACACAGUGCUUUUAUUAUCAUCGUGGAGCGUGGUGCUUACUAUAAAGGAACUCCUGAGAUGUCGUCUGGAGGUGGCUUUUCAGCAAAGAAAAACGCAAAGUCCUGCAAGAGGCUGAAAACAGUAAAGCGCCAUGCCAGCAUCUACACCUACCAGGAGCCGCCCCACAGCAACUCGGAUGAAGAUAAUGGGGAUGAGAAGGUUGACAGCAAUGACCCAGAACAGAUCUUCCAGAACAUACAGUUUCAGAAGGAGAUCAUGGCCAACAUCCGUUGCAGACCCUGGCCUAUGAGGCAAAAACUAAGGGCACUAAGACAAGCUAAAGAGAUUGUCUUGAAGUAUGAAGGUCGGCUGACUCGGACAAGAGGCUACCAGGCUGCCGGAGCAGAGCUGUGGCGAAAAUUUGUUCGGCUCGCAUAUAACUUUAUGGUCAUCUUUAUUCCAUGGGAAAUGAGAAUCAAGAAAAUAGAAAGUCAUUUUGGCUCUGGAGUUGCCUCUUACUUUAUCUUUUUGAGAUGGCUCUUUGGAAUCAAUAUUGUUCUCACCAUCAUGACAGGAACAUUUGUUGUUUUACCAGAGAUCCUGGCUGGAGAGCCCUUUGGAAGUACUCCCAGCAAGAGCAUCCCUGAAGGGCAAGAAUCAUCUGCCCAGGAUCUGGAUACCAUCUGGUCUUUAGGGGGAUACCUCCAAUACUCGGUUUUAUUUUAUGGCUACUAUGGACAGGCUAGGAAGAUUGGGACAGCUGGCUAUCGAUUACCCCUUGCUUACUUCCUCGUUGGGAUGGCAGUCUUUGCUUACAGCUUCAUCAUCCUCUUAAAGAAGAUGGCCAAAAAUUCAAGAUUGAGCCUAGCAAGCGCGUCUGACGAGAACUAUACGUUUUGUUGGCGGGUCUUCUGUGCCUGGGAUUAUCUCAUUGGCAACCCUGAGGCCGCAGAGAGCAAAUCAGCUGCCAUAGUCAACAGCAUCAGGGAAGCUAUACUGGAAGAACAAGAGAAGAAGAAAAGCACAAACCUGGCCGUGACAAUCAGCUUAAGGAUCAUCGCCAACAUCCUCGUCCUCCUCUCACUCGCCGGAAGCAUUUACAUUAUUUACUUUGUGGUGGAUCGAUCCCAGAAGUUAGAGCGAACGAAAAAGGAGCUGACGCUCUGGGAGAAGAACGAGGUAAGUGUUGUCGUCUCACUCAUCACAAUGCUCGCACCUUCUGCCUUCGAGUUGAUAGCUGCACUGGAGAUGUACCACCCUCGAACCACCUUACGCUUUCAGCUUGCCAGAGUUCUCGUCUUGUAUCUGGGAAAUCUGUACAGUUUAAUCAUUGCGCUUCUGGACAAAGUGGACAGCAUGAGCAUCGCUGAAUCUGAAGUUCUCAACAAUGGAAGCACCACAGUGGACACUACCACCUUCUUAGCCACUAAAACCUUUCUGGAAUACAACUUUUCAACAACCAUUCCCAAUGUGCAUGUUCUGAGGAAUGGCACCUUCCUUCUAACUGAGAAUCACACUCAAAGCUAUGCCCUACCCAUCAACCUGGUGACCAACAAGACAACACCUUCUGAAUCCAACACUCAAAGUCACCAAGAUCAAUGCUGGGAGACCUAUGUUGGUCAAGAAAUGUUGAAGCUAUCUAUCAUUGACAUGCUGUUCACCGUGGCAAGCAUCCUGUUGAUUGACUUCUUCCGCGGGCUUUUUGUCCGAUACUUAAGUGACUGUUGGUGCUGGGAUUUGGAAAGCAAAUUUCCAGAAUAUGGAGAAUUCAAAAUAGCAGAAAAUGUCUUGCAUUUGGUCUACAAUCAAGGGAUGAUAUGGAUGGGAGCUUUCUUUUCACCUUGCCUCCCAGCUUUUAAUGUUCUUAAGCUGAUAGGGCUGAUGUACCUGCGGAGCUGGGCCGUGUUGACAUGCAAUGUCCCUCAUCAGCAAGUCUUCAGAGCCUCAAGAUCUAAUAACUUCUACUUGGCUAUGCUGCUCUUCAUGCUGUUUUUGUGUAUGCUUCCAACCAUCUUUGCUAUUGCCCGCUAUAAGCCAUCCCUCACCUGCGGCCCUUUCAGCGGGCAAGAAAAAAUAUAUGACAUUGUGUCCGAAACCAUCCAAGCUGACUUUCCUGUCUGGUUCCAUAAGGUGAUGAUUUACGUGAGCAGUCCCGUUGUCGUCCUUCCAGCUUUAUUACUCCUCUUCAUGCUAAUUUAUUAUCUGCAGAGUAUUGCAAGGUCAUUAAAAUUCACUAACAAUCAACUGAGGAUGCAGAUCCAGAAUGAAAGAACCGAAGACAAGAAAAAAGUGGUUCAAAUGGCAGCAGCCAGAAUACAAACUAUUGAAGGAAAUGACAAAAGGCCAGAGCAGGAGAACGACAUCAUCAGCCAAGAGUCUUCAGCUCGGUCUUCAACACCAAGGAAGAAUGGCAGCGUCGUGAAUUUUGAGUCUCCCAAAGGCAGGCGGAUACAGACCAUCUCUCAGUCUGUACCUCAGCCUGAAGUAGCCAAGCCAGUCAGCCCACUGCCGGCAAAUGCUACUCCAGCAGCUCCGAUGCCCCUAGGAACUCCAGUCCUCGGAACGACUCCAGUGCCCAUCAUUCCAACAACACCGGCCACUCCAACGCCUUCUCUACCCAAGAUACAGAAGCCUAAAGCAGAACCCAUUCCCAACAGAUACCCAAGUACAGUUCAUGGUAGCGCAAGUGAACUCUGCAAAGCCAAGGCUUACACCCCCGUGAAGUUCAAGAAGCGCGUCGAAGAUGUUCAUUCAGAACCUCUGUUCAGGAAGAGCCAUCAUCAAAGUAAGCUGGAAGCUCACGCCGCUGUCGGCGCUCCCUCUUUCGUGGGCCACAGGACUCACACGGCAAGGUACUUUAUCGUCAAUGAGCAUGAGCCCCGGAAAAAACUCCUCCGCUCCACAACACGGCUGCCGAGGAAUUUCCAAAGAGACGAGUCGGGUGAUAUAGUUGAGCUGUAUCCAAGGAACUUCCGAAGGUACGUGGUUCGGACACCACACAGGGUGUACUCGCCUCAUUUCACUGAAGAGGAGGAAGAGGAGGAGUUAAGGAGAGGCAUGGCCAAUAGAUCCCACCGCCCGCGGUCACUCUCUGAUCUCCGGGCAGCACCCCGCUUCUACAUUGGUGAGUGUGCUGACAGCCGAAUUCUUACCAGCAAGCCCCUGGCUAAAAUGCACUACAAAUCUUGGGAGGAUGGCUUUGGGCUAGCGUUCGACAGGCCCCCGCAUGCCCACAGGAAGAUUCACGUGAAGAACAUUGAACUGGACCAACGCUACCCAGAACACCACAUGAAGGCAAAAUCCAAGCACAAGCCUGAACCAUCCCCCACCGAGUCCGAGUCCCUUUCUGCUGGUUCUAGCAGUGACCAGCCAACCAGUGGCAACGAUCAGUACAUCCAAGUCAUCCACAGCAAAGAGAAGUAUCUGAAAUCUGGAGCAAAGCUAACCAGGAAGAAAUCCAAGACUGGUGUUGACUUAAACAUGGCUGAGGCUAAUGAACUUAUAUGCUCAAAUGUGUAG
This is a messenger RNA of Rhineura floridana, 3774 nucleotides long. RefSeq names its product transmembrane channel like 3 (gene TMC3). Gene Ontology annotation, cellular component: plasma membrane. The record is from RefSeq and is a predicted model, not a curated record. Bases 1 to 3774 code for a protein of 1257 amino acids. Gene Ontology annotation, molecular function: mechanosensitive monoatomic ion channel activity. The transcript is spliced from 24 exons. Lineage: Eukaryota; Metazoa; Chordata; Lepidosauria; Squamata; Rhineuridae.